AUGGCUGCUGGUCCGUGUCUACUCAGAUCAAUAGAGCCCACCACAGCCUCUUCACCAACUACCUUCCCAGAAGGUGUUCAGCAUACCCAUCAGAAUCCCACCAGUUAUCUCCACUCUGAGCCCCCUGAGAUGUUCUGUCUCUUCUGUCCUUUCAGACCUGUCUACUGGCUGGGUAAUGAGACCCUGAGGGUGUCGGCUGCCCUUUUUGCCGAGAACCGUGGAAGACUGUGCCAGGGACUGAAAGCCAAAGACGGUGUGGUGCCAAAGUCGGUGGUGGUGCUGCAGGGUGGAGAGCAGAAGCAGAGGUACUGCACAGACACAGACGUUCUCUUCAGGCAGGAGUCUUUCUUCCACUGGGCGUUUGGAGUGACUGAGCCUGACUGCUACGGAGCCAUUGAUGUGGACUCUGGGAAAUCCAUUCUUUUUGUUCCUAAACUGCCUGAAAGCUAUGCUACUUGGAUGGGAGAGUAAGUCACAGUAAUCCUCAAAGAGUUGUGUACACUGCCAACACUCAUCAGCAGCUAGUCCAGGAUUGUAGGCUGUGAAUGUAGCAGGCAUUUUUCUCACCUUUAGAGCCUG
Melanotaenia boesemani (Boeseman's rainbowfish) is the source of this 579-nucleotide messenger RNA. Its product is annotated as xaa-Pro dipeptidase-like. The transcript has 4 exons. The record is from RefSeq and is a predicted model, not a curated record. NCBI's taxonomy places the organism in Eukaryota, Metazoa, Chordata, Actinopteri, Atheriniformes, Melanotaeniidae. Bases 1 to 471 code for a protein of 156 amino acids. Gene Ontology annotation, molecular function: manganese ion binding; metalloaminopeptidase activity.